Molecule: messenger RNA, 9895 nt
Organism: Zootoca vivipara (common lizard)
Lineage: Eukaryota; Metazoa; Chordata; Lepidosauria; Squamata; Lacertidae
Gene: ZBTB34
Product: zinc finger and BTB domain containing 34
Biological process (GO): regulation of transcription by RNA polymerase II
Molecular function (GO): DNA-binding transcription factor activity, RNA polymerase II-specific; RNA polymerase II cis-regulatory region sequence-specific DNA binding; protein binding
Source: RefSeq, a predicted model, not a curated record
GGAGGAUUCGCUUCCGGGCUCUGCUGGCCGAGGGAGGGAACCGAGGGGGGAGCAGCGUCGGCGGCGUCGGCCGGGGGGAAGGUGGCACUCGGGCCAGGACCGAGCUCCCUCCGGCGGACCCGCCAUGUGAGGAGACUCCCGACGCCCCCUCAGGUUACACCAUACACCAGAAGACAUGGACAACAGCAGUUUAAUCCAGUUUGACGUUCCCGAGUACAGCAGCACCGUACUGAGCCAGUUGAAUGAGCUCCGCCUGCAGGGAAAGCUUUGUGAUAUCAUUGUGCAUAUUCAGGGUCAGCCAUUUAGAGCUCACAAAGCUGUCCUAGCUGCCAGUUCUCCAUAUUUCCGUGACCAUUCUGCAUUAAGUACCAUGAGCGGCCUCUCAAUAUCAGUUAUUAAAAAUCCCAGUGUCUUUGAACAGUUGCUUUCUUUUUGUUACACUGGAAGGAUGUCCUUGCAACUUAAGGAUGUUGUUAGCUUUCUAACUGCAGCUAGUUUUCUGCAGAUGCAGUGUGUCAUUGAUAAGUGCACACAGAUUCUUGAAAGUAUCCAUUCAAAGAUCAGCGUCGGUGAAGUUGACUCUGUUACUGUUGGUGCUGAAGAUGCUCCGGAAAACCACAACGGUGUUAAAGAUGAGAGCUAUUUUGCCAAUCCAGUGGAAAUCUCUCCUCCCUAUUGCUCUCAGGUGCGGCAGUCUACUUCGGGCAGUGAUUUAAGAAUGGAAACAGCUCCAAACAAAUCUUUCCGUAACCGUCUACAAGAAGAAGGGCACUCAGACCGUGGUAGUAGUGGGAGCAUUUCGGAAUAUGAGAUUCAGAUUGAAGGUGAUAAUGACCAAGGGGACUUGGUAGUCAGAGAGAGCCAGGCUGCUGAGGUGAAAGUUAAAAUGGAAAAAUCUGACCGACCAAGUUGCUCAGAUAGCUCUUCUCUUGGUGAUGAUGGGUAUCACACUGAAAUGGUGGACGGGGAGCAAGUAGUGGCUGUUAACAUUGGCUCCUACAGUUCUGUAUUGCACAAUGCCUACUCAUAUUCCCAUGGCUCAUCCCAGUCUGCUAAUGCACCAGAUACCUUUGGAAGCCUGAGAAACUCAAGCUCUUCAAGAUCCAUGCUAGGCGCUCUUAGAGGCCGUGGCCGUCAAAAACGGAUCUCUACUAGCUACUUGCAUAGUGAUGUUUCAGCACAAGGAGCUGAUGCGGAAUCUGCAGCAAAUCACCCAGGUUACGAAAACAGUCCACGGGAAAGGAAUUCAAGAGGUCACUGGUAUGCAUACAGUGAAAGAUUAAUCUGUAUAUACUGUGGGAAGUCUUUCAACCAGAAAGGGAGUCUUGAUAGGCACAUGAGGCUGCACAUGGGAAUAACCCCCUUUGUGUGCAAAUAUUGUGGGAAGAAGUACACGCGCAAGGACCAACUCGAGUACCAUAUCCGUGGCCACACAGAUGACAAACCUUUCCGCUGUGAGGUCUGUGGAAAAUGUUUCCCUUUCCAGGGAACUUUAAACCAGCACCUGCGAAAGAAUCAUCCCGGUGUAGCAGAAGUAAGAAGCAGAGUUGAGUCUCCAGAAAGAACAGAAGCCUAUAUCGAACAGAGAGAUGAUGAUGCUUUAGCCUCUGAAACGCUGGAUUACAGCAUGGAUAUACAGACAUCUGAUUAAAAUUUACUGCAUCCCUCAGUGCAACUCAAACAAAGCACAUUGAUCAACGCAUUUCCUUCUCGUUUCUUUGAUAAGUUUUGUAACAGGUAUAACAGCAUUGUCAUUUUCCUGAUUUUGCAAGUCUUCAGGCCCUGUUCCUAGACAGAAGGCUACUUUUUAUUUUUUGAAGGAAGUAGGGUUAGCUUUACCCCUAAAAAUGUUUAUAAAGGGCAUAGUAUUCUUCAAACAAAGCACGAAGAAGGAGGGAGGCUGGGGCUUCAACGGUGAAAGAUACUAAAAACAAGGCAGAUAUGGCCGAAUAGUAUAUUCUCUCCUUUUGUGCUUUGUGCAGCCUAAUCCUAUGUAGGUAUACUUGGAUGCAAGACCUACUGAGUUCAAUAGGACUUGCUUCCAGUAGUAUGCUAGGAUGGCAGCCUUAACAAACAUGUUAUGUAGGAGCAUAAGGUAUGCCUCCUAGAGUCCCAUCUAUGUGUCAUACUAAGUUGUGGGUUUGGGUGGGUGUUUAUUUGUUGUUGUUUGAAUAACUAUUUUGAUAGCUUUCAAUUUUAUAUAAGAUAUAUUAUUAUAUAUAAACAUAUAUACGAUGUUCACUUUUUCUCUUUUGGUUGGGGUGAAUGUAGAAAUAUCUUAAAUGGAAAGGAAAAAACCUCUUUCUAAAAGGCUUUCAACUUUCAAUCUUCUCUUUAGGGUUUUUUCCUGCUUUUUCAUGAAGCUUUGCUUCCCCCCCCAUGUUCAUAUAUUGUGUCCAAAAGUGAGCAAUGCUUUGAAAUAAAUUUGCUCAAUAGCAUGCAUAAACCAAAUGCCAUAAUUGUAUUAACUUUACAAUGGGGAUUGUUUGGGUUUUCUGUCUAGAAUAUAAACUAGACAACCUGUGGUGCUGCCCCCUUUUUAUAUAGAAAUGUGUUGUUAUACUAGCCAACCCAAAAGUAGCAUUGUGGUUUUAAAUGUUUUUACUAUCCUCAGAAUCUACCUUCAUUUCGUACUGUAGAAAGCAUACCAGGUAAAUCAGUCUUACUUUAAUCACUCUAUAUGGUUGGUUUAAAGAAGGCUAAGCAGGAUGUUGUAGUCAUAUCUGCAAUAUUUCUGUACAGUGUUCUAGUGAAUCACUUCCACAGAGCUGUUUUCAGGUGCGCCAUAACUUCCGAUUUACCAUUUUCAAGUGAAAUUAAAGCACCUGUUUUUUUACUUUUUGUAACGAUGCCAUGCGGGAUUUAUGAGCAAUAUAUCUUAUUGUAUUAGAGAGGUUCUUUUGGCUUCUCCAUAAUUUCAACGGCUGCUCAGUAUUUUAUUUUUCAUAAAGAGCCAAUGACAAACACAUUUACACAUCCUUUUAGUAAUCAUUUUUUUUCCUCCUUCAGUCGUUUGGUAUCUUUCUAAAGUGGUGCUAACUUUUUUCUCUUAAAUCCAUAAUAGAUAUAAAAAAAAUGUGAAACCUUACUAUAGUGGAAUCACAGUUUUUUUCCAGUUAUUUAUCUGCCUGAAAACACCUCACAAAAGUGUGAGCUGGCAAAUAAUUACUGUAUGAAAACUCUUAUCAAGUAAAUAGAAUACAGAUGUUUGUGAAUAAUAUUUUUCAGUACUUGGAUAUAUUUAUGCUUGGCAGAAUGAGAAACUUCUUGGUAGAUAUAUUCAUCAGGAUAGAAAGCUGUUAGUGACAGAAGCUGCAUGACAAGAGAGACCCCUCCCCCCUGCCCUCCACCUACCUGUCUCCUCUCCUGGUUCUGCUUCAGUUUCUGCCUUAUAUUCCCUAAGCUAGUGCUGCUGUAGCUUUAAGGUUUCCUGGCAGAGCAGUACAGAGGCAUUAAAAUGAUGCUGGAACAAGCCUGGGCUGUGAGGCACAGUAAGAUGCUUACUUGGCUGGUGGCCAUAAAAAAGGAUCCUUCAGGUAUAUGGAAUUCUUGGAACCCAUUUUCUCUUUAUUAGAGUUUUAAAUCUUCACCCACUUGUAGGAGUGUUCUGUUCCCUCUUAAAACAAAUUGGAUGUGUGCUUCUUUCACCGCUUAUAGGCACAAAACUGAGUGAAAUAGGAAGCGCUGCACAAAAAUUUGUUGACAGCUCUCCCAGAUAGGAUAUUCGGAAUGUGUGAAUUUCUUGCUGCCUUCAAGAUUUUGUGUGUGUGUGUGUGUAAUUUAAUGUGUUGACUUUUGAAUCUGAGCCUCUGUUCUUAAUUCUUGUAUGAUUCCCUAAAUUUCUCACAACUGUGAAUUUUAAUCAUAUAAAAGUGUAUGGGUUUUCUUAACAGGAAGUCAUAAUCCUUCAAAAUUCUCAUUCUGCGGGGGCUACUUCUAUUUUUCAUGUAUAUUCUGUGAUUUAAAACACUGAGAAAAUAGCUGUGGUUAUACAAUGGGUGGCAGAUAGAUACAGUGUUUGGAGCUUUUGAAGAUCUGUACUGUACAGUGUUCCAUAAAAAGUACUUUAGCUGGAGAGCAAGUGAUUUAUACAAUUUGUAAGCAGCACCCCAUAUCAGCUUUCAUUUUCCAAAUCACUUAAGAAGAAUGAAGCUUGCUUGCUUGCAGUGGUUUUGAGAGCUUACAGCUUUGUUUGAGAUUUUAAAAGACUAGACUUCUGCAGUAUUUUUAGAAUGGACGUUUCUUUACUUUAUCAAAGCCAGUAAUAAGGAUUAAUGUUACUACAUGUUAACAGUAAAUCAGGUUUGUUCUCUAGACUCUGUUUUAGUUAGACAAAAUGAUAAUCCUUUUCCUACUAUAGCUGCCUAAAAGAUUCUUUCCCAGGAAAACACUAACUCCCCUCCUUUUCCCUUUCUACUAUUAGUAUAAACCAGGGCUGGAGCCCCAGAAGAGCCAGGUUCAGUGCACAUUCCACAUGUGCAGACAGGCCUUUCCUGCUUUCUGCCUUCCUUCUACAGCCCCCAUCCACUUCUGAGGAUCAGGAGGCUAGAAAUGAAAUGGGAGGGAUGCAGCUGGGCAGGUAGAAUGGAAUUGGUGACAGACCCACCCCAUGCAUGCAGAGAAAUGCUUUUCACAGGCCUCCGGAUUUACAGUCUGCUUCAGGGAGGGUACAUGUCUGACCAUUCAUUCUUAUAACACAUUAAGAUACAAAUCAAUUUUAUUGUAUCUUUUGCAGAGAUAUGCUUGCAUUUGAGACCAUCAAACAAAAGUUUGGACAUGCAGAGUUAAAAUGUAACCCUUUACAGUGAAACUGUGCUGUGGUGCCUUUUAAGCCACUUGGGUUUACGCCAUAGUAGUAUUAGUUAAGGAAAGAGGGGAAAUGCAGUUAACUUUGUAUUUCCCUGACUUUUGUCUCUGUGUCAAUCUUAAAAGUUGUUUUAAAUAUAGUUUUUUGAAUCCGUAAACUUGGUUGAACUGGUUUGAGUUUACCAAAGAGUGACUUAACAUAAUUUUGGAUAUUUUUGAUUGUACAGCUUUCAGGUUCAAAUGUUGCGGUGGAACUGUUAAAAGCCUAGGAGUUAUCAAUCUCCUGACUUCAGCCACUUUCGAGAGAUUUUUGUGUUCCAUAUACUCAUUCAUGUUGAUGGCCAAAUUCGCAUACAGAAAUGCUAAAUCAUGGUUUAGUGCUGUGUGCAUGAGCUGCAGCAAGUCCAAACAAAGCCUUGGGCGCCAAUGCUUCUCCCUCUGAUUCCCAUGCAGCUGAAAAGACGUAUGCAGCAUUUAGCUUCACUUUCACAGAAUCACUGGUGGUGAUUUAAAAUAAGCUCUGGUCAGUUUCUAAAGAAGGCAACUUCAAACCAUAAGAAGUAGGGACUGCACUGCCCAUUUUGCACAAAGCUCUAAGCCACUGUUCAGUGUGGCAUGAGAACAAGGCUGGUAUGUUUUUACUCUUCCUGCUGCCUACCGGGGUUCAAAAUUAUCAAGCCAUAAUAUAGUACUGUAAAGAUCAAGAGCUUCACUGGACAUGUAGGCAGCUCUAGAGAUCUAAUCUGGAGUAGUUAACUUGCGUGUCUUCCAUUUGUUUCCCUGAAUUUGAAAUGUGCCUCAAAGGCCAGUUCACAGAAGACACAAGCCACCUUGAACACUCAUUUGGUGGAAAGGUGGGAUAUAAAUCUAGCACACAAAUAAAUGGUGUUCUCAUCCACUCUGUAGGUGCAUUUGUGUGAACAAUGCAAUAUUCAUACAAGGCAAUCAUAGGAGGUGCAGAACUGCAGACAUGCACAGUUUCUCUAUUUCAGUGGUAGUCCCAUGUCCCAUUUUCACCCCACCCCACCCCACAUGUAGCAUCUACCCUAUGUUGAUGCAUCAUCAUCACAUUAUGCAUUCCCCUCCACAUCAUUGACUGGGGUGAAGAUACAGCACAACAUUGCACACUCUGCGUACACAUUUCUGAAGGAAUUUCACCUAAGAAUGCUGUUUUAGCAUUCCACUCACACUCAGCAGUACCUCCUGAGAUUGUAACAGCUGGCAAAAUGCUGUUUGAUUGGAGGAGCUGCUGGCUUCCGGUAGCCACCCAGUUCCCUGUCUCAGUUGUCUAUAUUAGUGCACAGUGUCUGUAAAAUGGCUGGGGAUUGCUUGUGUGUAGGGCAAAAAAGUUUUUGUGUUGAAGCAGCUUCUGUCUUCCUUGGAUUUUGCCCUAGAUGUGCUGCAACACACGAGAGACUAGCAGACAAAGCUUCAAGUCAGGCAGCAGCAUCUAAAUCGUGCCUUGUCACAUUAUGGUUCCAUGGGAAUGGGGUGCCAUCUUUUAAUCUUUUUAAAUUCAUAUCUUAUGUCCACCAGGAUGAAAAGCAUGCAGUGACUUAUUUUAGGUGAAUUCUGAAAAUACUGUGCAGUACUGAUUGCUGUACAUAUUUGAUUAGUCUGUUUCAUUUAAAAUAAACACGAAAGCCAAGAAAACCAGUAAGAUUAAAUAUUGGGUUGAAAAUAUGUGAAAUCCUGCAGGCUGAUUCAUAAUUGAGUCUCUCAAACUACCUUUUUAGAUACAUAGACAAUGUGAAGAAUACUAAAAACAGUGACAGUGUCAUUUUUUUCUCCUUUAGAUGUUUUAACCUAUUUACAAACUGUGAAAAACAAAAACAAAUUUUAUACUUUUUGCUAAUAUUUGUGGUUUUAAGCAGCUGUUUUUUUUUUCUUAACUGGUUUAUCUUCCAUAUAAUUUCUAUUGAAGUUGUAAAUAAGACUCAGAAAAUAGCUUUGUAAAUAAGUGAGUUUUUUUUUUUAAGCAACGCAGCGCCUCACAGUUGGUUCUGUAUUCAAGUGUGAAUGCUUUUAAUGGCAGAAAGGAUACUGUAUUUCACUGUUCGGCAGAAUUUACUGUUUAAGUUGAAAUCAGGGAUGCUCAUCUUAAGGGGAGACAUGUGGAAUUUCAGUAGCCUCUAGCCAGCCCUUUAUUUAUGCUUUGCAACAUAAUAAGUUACCAGAUUCGUCCAUGCCUUGCUUAUUUAGAGUUGUUGCAGACCUGACCUCUUUUUAGACACAGUUCAGAGGUCCGGAGCAAAAUCUCACCACACCACCUCAAUGGUGGCCAAGAGCAAUGUUUGAAUUGAUGUUAACUAAUAUGAAUAAGACUAUAACCAGGUUUCCGUCUGGUUCUUAACCUGGCUAGCUCAGCAUGGUUAAACCUAGUCAAGGCUCUUAAUCAUAGUUAAGUGGGAGGGGAUACUUGUGCACUCCUCUCAAGAGCAAAAUCCAGCAGUCCACACAUACACACAAUUUCUUUUAACCAUGGAUAAAUGUUCUUUUUACAUAUGCAUCACCCCACAAUGGCACAGACACCAUGCAUGUAGGAAAGAGCCAAUUGCCUGCAUGCAGGGCUGAGAUUAAAGUGCACAUAAACCACCUCUGGGAUUGAGCACUCCUAGCCUAAAUUGGAUUAUUUAAAAGUCUCUUUUAAGGUUCCCAGAAUAACUAAAUAUAUUCUGAAAGUCAUUUAUUUCUGAUCAGAAUUAAGUUGUUUUGAUGUAACUGUUAUGGGUUAACAUAAGAUUAGCACGAAUUUUUAAACAUGGGCUGGGAGAAGAGGGUGUGACAGAGCUUUAUCUUGACUGAAAUCUAUCUUAUUUGAAAUGUAUGUUUUUAGUUUACUGUGACUUCUGUUUUAUUUUUGUCAUCUGAAAGGGUUUCAUGUUGAAGCCACUGAAAAGGGACUCAAAUAUGCAACACCUAAUCUAUUUUCUAAGGGAAUUUUACCCUUGAAUGGUGCUUUUAGACUGGUCAGGGUUAUUUAUUAAAUUUUUAUAUAUUUUAAAGUAUUUGGGAAUUGUGUAAAUCCUUUAUAUAUAUAAUAUAUAGUAUAUAUAUAUGAAUGAGUCUAUUUAGUUCCAUGAAUUGUAAGCAACAGUAAUACUCAGCAACUGAACCCAAAGUUCAGUGAAGUCAUUCAGAAUGUUCAGAGUUUGGCAGCCAUGCAUCUCUUUUUUCAAUUAAAUACCCUUAAAGGACUUAAAACUAUACAGCCUGUUGCACUCUCAGACAUCCUUAAAAUGGUGCAUUAAAUCAGUUAUGCAAGCUUACAUAAUGUUAAAUGGAAAUUGGGUCUGAGAGAGUUGUUCUGUGUACCUACUUGGAGAUAUGGAGCAAAGUUUCAGUAAGUGGCCGUGGUUAUAACCUUUAUAAAUAUCUGCUUUUAAGACACAGGACACAGCUGUCCUACUGCCAGCAUGCUGCAGUGGUUUUCAAAAUUUUCAAAGGUUUAUUCAGAGUAGACCCGUUGGAAUUAAUGGGCCCCAGUUAACCCAAAUGACCAACAUUGAAUACAACCCUGUGCUCUGGGGAACACUUGCAUUCCCUAGAACAGGGGUGGCCAACUCCGAAGAGACUGCGAUCUACUCAGAGUUAAAAAUUGGCAGUAAUCUACACCCUUUUGGGGGGUUCAGGUCAAAGUUGUUAAGCUUUUUUAGGGAGGAAAGCCCCAUUUUUAGGGGUUCAGCUCAAAGUUGUUGAGAUUUUUUUAGGAAGGUGAAGUCCCAUUUUUAGGGGUUCAGGUCAGAGUUGUUUAGGGGAGCCAAAGUUGUUGAGCUUCUUUGAGGGGAGCCAGUGAUCUACCACAGAUGUCCAGUGAUCUACCGGUAGAUCACGAUCUACCUGUUGGACGUGCCUGCCCUAGAAGUUUGGGGCUCUUCAGUGGGAAAAUGCUUGUCAUUCCUAAUAUUGCAGCCAGCAGGGGAGUACUGCUUGCAUGCUACGCUGAACUUUCAGUUCAUGCAGGACAUAAGGCCCAACACGCAGCUUGGAGAGCAUUUAGAUUGAACAUGAGAAUACAUCCUAGAAGAGGUUUGCAGCCACCAAGCAUGGUCCCCCCCUUUUUUUCUUUUGCACUAGAAGCCUCAAGUACACACAACAGAAGCAGGUACAAAAUAGUGGCUCAGUGGGGUGGACAGAUAUUUAACAUUAAGGUGUAGGAUGCCUCUGAACAAAUACUAAACCAGUGGUGAGGAAUUGCUAGCUAGUAGUCUAUUUCAGCUCACAAGGCCAAUUACCCCCAAGCUACAUCCAGCUGAUGUCAUAAGCUAAGGAAUUUUAUUUUAGGACCAGAACUAAGCUCCAGCCCUUGCAAACCAAAAUCCACUCUUGCUUCCUUCCCCUCACCAGUUUUGUUUCAGUACCGGUAACUGUGAGGGCUCUUUGGUGCUGGAAUGAGAAAUCCUUGCUGGUCUACUGCAAGCCACCUAGUAGGUUCUGAUCUGCCUUCCCUUGCUCCAGAACAUGCCUCGGAAUCCAGCAGUCCCCUAAUAGAGCAGUCCAAUGCAGGAAAUAAUCCCUGAAGAGUCAAAAGAGUGAAAACCACUGGGCAUACUGGGAGAUUAGUCUUUGGACUUUGCUGAAGGCUUGUUUACACCUUUCAAUUUAGGGGAGAAACUCAUGGCUGAUUUGCAUGAUCUAGCUGCACUUGUUUUAUCAGAAAGUUGUACUAUUAAGUAAACAUCUACUGUUUAUAGAUUGCUUUUGUUUUUCCUCAUAAAUAUUUGAACACUUUGAAUGACUAACCUCUGUGUCAAUACCUUGCAAUAUUAAACCGGUAACCUCACAAACUCCACACUUCAUCACCAUAUGAAGUAAAUGAAGCUAGCUAAAGCGGAUGCUGUUGAAAGCAACUAACUUGCCAUUAAGGAUUCUUUUAUAGCAUGAAAUAUUUUAGAAUAUUUAUUCAAAUGAUUAUUUUAAUCUUGUACUCAAUUUUUUUUGUUUCUAGAUUUUGUGACAUGAAUAUUUCAGUGCUGCUUUGUUUUGUUCUGAUGGAUUUCUUGUUUCUUGCUUGUAAAUUGCCUUUUUUAAGGUAUAAAUAAAGUCAAUGGGAAUUGCUGUUUAUAAAUUAAAAUGCUUCUGAAGCACA